This is a messenger RNA of Psylliodes chrysocephalus, 514 nucleotides long. NCBI's taxonomy places the organism in Eukaryota, Metazoa, Arthropoda, Insecta, Coleoptera, Chrysomelidae. The record is from the annotation of a GenBank genome assembly.
AGUUAUUAUUUCUGUGCCGUUCAUACUCGAACACGUUUGUAUUUGUGAGUAAAUUUUUUAAAAAAAGUUCUUUAAAACACAAUAAUGGGUGACGAGUGGGGUGGAAAUAGCUAUAGAGAAGAUAGACGAAGUGGAGGCGGCGGCGGAAACAGCUAUAGAGAAGAUAGACGAGAUGAUGGAGAUAGAAACUCAGGCCAAAAUUGGAGAGACGGCAAAUGCGAAAUAAUGCACGUGCCGUCAACGAAAGUUGGCAAAGUUAUUGGACGCGGAGGGUCAAAAAUCAAUGAGCUUCAAAGUGAUUCUGGCGCAAAGAUACAAGUCACUAAAGAAACCGAAGGAGAUGAUACUGUAGUAAAAAUGUUUGGGAGUGACUCUUGUGUAGCUAGAGCAAAAGAAUUAAUUAAUGAUUUGGUUAAUGAACCUGAUGGACGCUAUUAAAUUUGUUAAGUGAUUUGUACACAUACUAGGUAUUAAACUUGGGAUUUUUUUUUUUUAAUAAAUUAUACAUAAUAAC